Molecule: messenger RNA, 777 nt
Organism: Nylanderia fulva
Lineage: Eukaryota; Metazoa; Arthropoda; Insecta; Hymenoptera; Formicidae
Product: kxDL motif-containing protein CG10681
Biological process (GO): lysosome localization
Cellular component (GO): BORC complex
Source: RefSeq, a predicted model, not a curated record
UACUAUUCGACUUGAAAACAUCGGGCGGCGAAACAGCUGACGAGCGGCGGAGCGUCACGCUAGGAUCAUUUCUCUUCGUCUAGCUCUUCGUGGGUGUUUUAAAUCGCGGGAUUUAAUUUUUCCUUCCUAAAACCUCGUUCCUCCUUUAAGGACGCCGCAGGAAGAGAUUGACGUCCUGGCAAAUAUUUAGUGAAACUGCCGUAGUUUGGCAAGACUUUCCGUCUGACGUCAGUGUCCUCUCGUUCAGAAUAUAUCUGGAAAAAAAUGCGAGAACGUUAAAAAAGCUCGAUUCAGAUCGAACUGUGACGAUUUUUCUUCUUAAUCACCUAAUAUGAUGUGUUGUUGGGAAAGAUACGCAGGCAGGUGCAAUCCGGAUGUUUGCAAUACGUAGUACUAUGUCAUGUACAUUAUGUGUCAUGAUGGAAUUAUUUGAUGAUGAGAGUAAAUUUGAAGCCUGAUAGUUUGGAAAUAGCAAAACUAUGGCAGCGGUGCAAGACACACCGGAAUCGGAUACCGGAAGUUUUGAGUGUUUCAGAAAUUACACAGCACCAGAAGUAUUUGUACAAGGCCUAGCUGGCAUCGUCGAUCAGCAGGAUGUGGAAUCUAUGAUACGUGCUCAAAAACAGAUGUUGCAAAGGUUUGAAAAAACUAACGAAAUGUUGACUAAUUGCAAUCAAUUGUCAGUACACAGACUUAAACAGCUGGCACAGAGUUCAAAAAGCACAUCGCUCUUUUAAUUGAGAUGAAGAGAGAUCUGGAUUAUAUUUUCAAAAGAAU